AUCUAAAGAAAGAAAUUUUUGUAAAUUCGUAUUUUUAUAAAUUAAUAAAAUUUCAAAAUUCUAACAUUAUUAAUUUAUAAAGGUUCUAGCGUUAUGUAUGUUUUCCAAGUUAUAAAAUGGGCCACCAUAAUGAUAUUAUUUUUAACGAUCCAGCCCAUUAGGCCAUAGAGCUCAGCACCAUAAGUGUUUUAGCAAGGAGCAUUUGAUUAUUCGAAUUGUAUACAGUGCCGGCUCUUGAACGAAGCUGAUCAAGCACCUGCUUGCGGCUAUUUUUUUUUUUUGAAACACUUUUUUUUAGGGGUGCAACACAAGGACUUUCUGGGAGGUCACUCAUCCUAGUACUAUUCUCACACAAACACGUUUAACUGCAGAGUUCUGAUGGGAUCCGGUGCAUUAGUGCUGGUGUGAUCGCACCCGCGGCUAUUUAUCUCAUUAAUUAAUUUCGGCAGUUUACUUGGAGUAUCUUCAUUGGUGUAGUGGUAAACUCAUAUGUCCACUCUUUCAUCAGUACCAGGGUUUAAAUAACCGGUGGCUACAAUUCUGUUUUUUCUUUCUUUUUUUUCUCUGUUUUUUUCUUUUCAGAAGACGGCCACUUUUUUUUUGCUUGCUUCCAGCCCUUCAAAUCUGAUUGUAUAUCGUGGCUUGUUACUCUCCACAUCUUUCAGGUGAGUCCCCUCUCGAGUGAAUAGAUUAAGCGGCGUUGACGUGUUUAAACCUCCUCCUCUUAACAAAUAAAUAUCCUCCAUGCAACAUUCUUAAUCCCCACGCCUUUUCUCAUUAUAUACCAAUCCUACCCCCACGGGCAAACCUAUUGUUUACUGAAGAGGAAAGCCAAGAAUGGCAUUCACCGUAAAUAACACCAAAACUAGCACCGUCUCUUUAGCUGAAGUUACUAAAAUUAAAAGAGUAUCAACGCAAUCACGUGUCGUAUCCUUUUUAAUCUCUUUUUAAUUGGGCUGCCAGAAGAAAAAAAAAAUCUCUCUUUUCCAUAAAGUAAUAAAUAAAAUAAUGUUGGAAAAUCCUCCGCCAGAAAAUGGAUAUGCGACUUCAACCGUAAAUUAAUGAUUAAAAUAAUAAUUAAAAAAAUAAAAACAAAUAAUUAACGAAGAAGAAACGAAACGAAACGAGUCAACAACAGUGUAGAGAAGAGAUUCAUUGCGUAGAUAAGUUUAUAGUCUUACAUUAUAUUUCUUCUUCAUCUUCUUCGUCUCCUUGGUGUGAGUUUUGAAUUUGGAGGUUUAUUCGCUUCUUCUCCCACUUGCCUCACCGCAUCGCUGUAUGAUCUGAUAGUGUGUGAUCUCUCGGUAACUGGGCAUGGAGGCUGUGUUGAUCGGUGAAGAAGCUGUGGCGAGCAGCAACUUACAAUUCAAAGGAAGAGUGGAUGAUGUUCCUUGUCAGCUCGAAGCUGGGAACGAUUGUACAGGAAGCUCAGCUGACAUGAAGAAUGUUGUUGAUGAUAUCAACAAGCCUCCGGUGGAAGAAUCUGUUGGAGGAGCUUCUUCUAAGAUCUGUGUUGAAGAGCUCAGAUUGGUGAAUAAUAGGAUAGUUAAUGUAGAUAGUUCUAGUUCUAGGGCUGGCAAGUUUGAGCAUGUAUAUAAUAAUAAUCUUGCUCAAGGCUCUCCUCCUGCGUUUAGGCUAGGAGAUGGAGAUGUUGAUUCUCAUAUGCUGUCUAGAAUCAGACAACAGCUUGCGGGAGCUUCUUCUGAAAGGCUAAACUAUAUCAAUAGGAGGAGCCAUCAGAAUCUUGAAGCGUUUUCUCAACGUCUUAGAGCAGCUGGAGAUAACAGCAUUAAUAUGAACGCACCUGCAUUGAGUUCUUCCAGUUUCCUGAGUGCUAUGAAGGGGGAAAACCAAGAAACUCCUCCUGACUUUGUCUCUGGCCAAGAUUGCCAGGAAAACAAGUUGGAUAAUAGCAAGUCGCAUAUCCCAGGAAAUUCAAGUCACAAAGGACAUGGUGAUGGAAUCAGUUUGAGGGAGUUUCUUAGAUCAAGUUAUGGUAAACGAGAGAGACGGCAUGGCCUUUCUCUAUUUAGGCAGCUGGUGGAGCUGGUUGACUCAGCCCAUUCGCAAGGAUUAUUCUUGGUGGACUUGAGACCAUCCCUUUUCGCUUUGGUCCCUUCCAAGAAACUUAGGUAUACUGGUACGUUCGGAAAGAACAACGGUGACGAAGAGGUGAAUAGGAAGAGGCCGGGGACUCAGGAAUCAUCUGUUAUGGGUAGGGAUUUGAAGAAAAGAAAAAUGGACCUUGAGGCUCCUUCAACUGGGAGACCUUUCGAAAGGAUCAGCCCUGUGAUUGAUUUGAACGUGGUUGAUGCAUAUAAUCCAGACAGUUGUGAACUUCAACAGCAAAACUAUAGAAAAAGUUUAGGAGUGGCAUCGAUGACGAGGAGAAAACAGUCUAUGUCCACAUGGCUUGAAGAGCAAUGGUAUACUUGUCCAGAGGAGAUAAAUGGAGAAGACUCCGGAGAAAAAUCAAACAUAUAUGCCCUUGGUGUUCUUCUGUUUGAGUUGCUAUGUCAUUGCGAGUCCAGUGAGAUGCAUGCUGCAAUGAUGGCAGAUUUACGUCAUCGGAUUCUCCCACCAGCAUUUCUCUCCAAAUAUCCUGAGGAAGCUGGAUUUUGUCUUUGGCUACUACAUCCGGAACCCUCCUCGAGACCAACAGCUAGAGAAAUACUAAAUUCUGAGUUGAUAUCCAAGAAUGAUUCGGCGAUAACGACUGCUGCGGAUGAGGAGAUGUCUGAGCUGUUACUUCAUUUUUUGUCUUCACUAGAAAAGCAGAAGAAGAAAAAUGCAACUAAGCUUUUGCAAGACAUCCAGACCUUGGAGGAUGAUAUUAAGGAAGCCGAGCAAAGAUAUUCUUCAAAUGCAUCUCUGGUGAGAUCUCAUGGAGCUAUUGAAACAAGAGUGCAAUCAUCUCCCCUAGACGAGCGCUGUACAACUUCUUCUGGCGCCUUGUUUGCACCAGCUGCUAAUACUGACAGGCUGAUGAUGAGUAAUCUCCGUCAACUCGAAGAUGCAUAUUUCUUCAUGAGAUCACAAAUGAAGUUAUCCAAUUCCGCCGCCCGUUCUGACAAAAGCCUUAGGUGGUCUGAAAACCAAAAUGAGAAUCAGGAAACGAAAACCAAAGAAAAAUCUUCAGAUCAAGUGGAAGUGUUUUUCGAGGGGCUGUGCAAAUUUGCUCGGUAUAGCAAGUUUGAAACCUGUGGGACAGUAAGAAGUGGAGAUCUUUUAAACUCUACUGCUAGUGUGGUAUGCUCAUUGAGUUUUGACGCUGAAGAGGAACACAUAGCAGCCGCUGGGAUAUCAAAGAAAAUCAAGAUUUUUGACUUCAAUGCGUUUAUGAAUGAAUCUGUCGGUGUUCAAUAUCCACUAGUUGAGAUGGUCAGCAAAUCCAAAUUAAGCUGUGUUUGCUGGAAUAAUUACAUCAAAAACUACUUAGCCUCGACUGACUACGAUGGUGUAGUUCAGAUAUGGGAUGCAGGGACUGGACAAGGAUUCUCCCAGUAUACAGAACAUCAGAAGAGAGCCUGGUCAGUUGAUUUUUCUCCAUCUGACCCGACAAAAUUUGUCAGUGGAAGUGAUGACUGUUCGGUAAAGCUUUGGAGCGUCAAUGAGAAACGUUCAUUAGGCACAAUCUGGAGUCCAGCUAACGUGUGUUGCGUGCAAUUCUCUGCAUAUUCCAAUCACUUAUUGGCAUUUGGGUCAGCUGAUUACAAGGUCUAUUGCUAUGAUCUUCGGUACGUCAGAACUCCUUGGUGCACAUUGUCUGGCCAUGAGAAAACUGUUAGCUAUGUUAAAUUUAUGGACUCAGAAACCAUUGUCUCUGCUUCCACUGAUAACUCUCUCAAGCUUUGGAAUCUUAACAAGACUGGUUUAUCUCCUGGUGCUUGUCCAUUGACGUAUAAAGGACAUACAAAUCAAAAGAAUUUUGUUGGAUUAUCAGUUUUGGAUGGAUACAUAGCAUGUGGUUCAGAGACCAAUGAGGUAUAUAGUUACUAUAAAUCCUUACCGAUGCCAAUGACUUCAUACAAGUUUGGAGCUGUGGAUCCCAUUUCUGGAAACGAGUGCUUCGAUGACAAUGCGCAGUUUGUGUCGAGCGUCUGUUGGAAAAAAAAGUCGAAUAUGCUUGUAGCUGCGAAUUCUACUGGAAACAUGAAGCUACUAAAGCUGGUUUGACAUUUGUGGCAUUGGACUCCUUGAGUAACUUCUUUUGACAGCUGUUUGAAGUGAAGCAAUGCUUUUGCAUUGGAUACAAUGAUCCUAUAUGACCACGACAGGUUGGCAAACAUACAAAUUUUGGAGAUGUUGAAGCAAAAAGCUGUAUGUGAUAAUAUAUGAUUCUUCUUCAUGCAACUCCAUAUAUGAAAAGAAUUUAUCUGAUUUCUUCGGAAGUGAUUCAGAUUUGGUCUUUGGCGAGGUCGGCAUCAAUGUGUAAUGAUGAGAGGUAUAUAAGCUGUACAAGUGUGUUCGCAUAGCUUAACUAUGCAAAUAUUGUUGGAGAUUUUCUGUUAGGGAUAAAUAGAGAGAUAAGAAGCCUCUGUUUAUUAGUUCUCAGUUCAGUAAACAUUUAUUCAUGGCUACUUCUCCUCUUCAUAUUUCACAAUUUCUUUUUGAUCA
Messenger RNA from Brassica rapa (field mustard), 4617 nucleotides. Its product is annotated as protein SUPPRESSOR OF PHYA-105 1. Gene Ontology annotation, biological process: photomorphogenesis; protein phosphorylation. NCBI's taxonomy places the organism in Eukaryota, Viridiplantae, Streptophyta, Magnoliopsida, Brassicales, Brassicaceae. The record is from RefSeq and is a predicted model, not a curated record. Gene Ontology annotation, molecular function: protein kinase activity; ATP binding; protein binding.